CUCAGCUUCCCCAUUUCAGUGUGACCAUAUUGUGUGGGACUGCCUAGAUGUCCCCGCAGAAGAACUGGAAGAGCAACCAGGAAGAGAGGAGCCUGCAUAACCUGGAUAAGGAAACUGAUACAAACAAGAGUUGAAUAACAUGGCCAAGGGUCACGCAGCUAAUUAUCUUCCCUCUUCCCUUCAAAGUGGAAAACAUCCACCAGAAAACCCAGUAAACCCAUUCAUAAAGAUUUCAUCUGUGGGGAAGGUAUGGUCAAAGCCACCGGCAUCUUACUGAAGAAGUCCAAGAGUAGUCAGGCAGCUUUUGCACCACAAGACCACAAAAUAUUCAUGGAGGAUGCAUACAAUUCGGCCAUCUGUUUUAAGCUUCUCCGGGACUUGGGGAGUUCUGACAUCCCCCGAGUAAAAAUGGUAACCAAGAAACUCAACAACAUGGCUAAGAUAGAGCAGAAUAUGGUACUGGAGACCAUCAACAAUUACUUCAUGGACAACUUAGAGCUUUCUGCCAAGCACAGAUACCGAUUAUUCCAGGUCCUUGAGAGCAUUAUCCUCGAGGCUCCGGAAAUCCAGGAUGACUGGGGAGAAAGAUGUAUUGGGCUUGCUUUGGAAAACAUGACCAAGACAACGGAACUAGAAGAUAUUUAUCAGGAUGCUGCCAGCAACGUGCUCUUGGCUAUGUGCAAACACUCUUGUAAUCUAGUGUUCAGCAAGAUCGAGGAAGAUUUUCUAACUGGCAUUUUCCCCCAUCGCAGCCUUCUCUAUGUGUUGGGCAUCAUCUCCACCAAUGAUGAACUACUUACUCCCACACAGAGAGAUCACUGGCAGGAACAGCUGAUUCAGAUAGGAGCCAGGUCUGUUCAGUUCUUAACAGUAGAUGGAUGGGCAAAGUCACUAAUGCUUGCUGUCACCAGACCUGACCGGACUUACGCGGAGCAAAAUCCAGAAAAGACUUUCCUGUUCAUCUACUAUGGGAUGAUUCUCCGAGCAGCCAACAACAGCUCCAUGGUCAGGAAACACCUAAGGUCACUUCUGGACACAUCCCAUCAGUCCCUGCAACAGAGAGAGGGAAUUGCCCUCACCAUAGGGUUAACAGCAGCACGACAUCUGGAUGAUGCUUGGGCAGUCCUGGACCAGUUUGGCCGGACAGGACCUUUGAAGCAGAUUCUUAACAACUUUAACAUUAAGGAGGAAGAAGACCCAAAGUGGAGGUGGGCCAGAAGUACCAUCCUUCUCUCCUAUGGGCAGAUGGCAGCCAAGGCCAAAGAGAAUAUCCUCCCUUGGGUGGACAACAUCUCCUCGAGAAUGGUCUUCUACUUCCAAAGUAGCUACUGGGAUGAUACCCUCAAGCAGAGCUUCCUAGAGGCAGUCCUGUUGCUGGUGGGGGCCAUCAGCAGGAACGAGGGGGCCCACAGUUAUGAGUUCACCCAGGUGCCUGAGCUCAUCAACAGCCUACUGGUGCUGAUGAAGAAAGAACCCCAGGACACUCUCUGUACCACAACUCGACAGCAGGUCAUGUGCGCCAUUUCAGGACUUUGCAAACUGAGGCCAGUGUUGGACUUUAAAAGGAAAUCCAAGAUUCUCUUCACUUGCUUCCAAAGUGUGUUUAAACUCCCCUUGGUGGAGGCUCUGGAGAAGCACACCUGUCUCCUCGCAGACCCUCCUGACAUACAGAAACUCUACAUGGACACCAUGACCACCUUAGAUGAGCUUCUCCAGAGCUUAAUCACAGAGAAUCCCAAACCAGAAGAACUUCACUGCAUGCUAGGGCACAUGUACAGCUGGCUGGCCUCGGAGAAGGUUCAUGAGCGUCAGCGGGCAGUUAGGAGCUGCAUGGUUCUCCUCAAGUUUCUGGCCCAGAAAGCCUUCCUGGAUACAACAGAGGAAUUUGGAAGAAUUGGGCACAUUGUGGGCAUGCUGGGCAUGUUAUGUCAGGAUCCAGACAAAGACAUACAACAACUGGUGCUUGAAGCAAUUAACUAUCUCUACCAAAUCCUCCUCCAUCAGAAAGGCUUGAAUGCACCUGACCUUUUCAGAAACAUGGGGCAGAGUGAAGAAACCUGUCUGAGUCUGUCAGAGCAGGAACCAAUACCCAUGCCGGAGAUUCCUCUCAACCCCAGCUCCCACAUUAUUAAGGAGUUUUCGAGGCAUUUCUCUUUGCCUCAGAUGAAAGAUCUCAUCCAGACAGUGAUGGAUGGUCUAAGGGGUAACCUGGAUUUCCGAAUGGAAACUGCAGGAGAUAUGCUCAUUGUCAUCCUAGAAGAUUUUGGGCCUUGGGUAGAGAAGGUUUCAGAUAUCAGCCAGAUCCUCUAUUGCCACUUUACCUCCACUGACUCAGUGAAUGUCAAGAAAAAAAUCCUGAAGGCCAUCACCUUGCUGUCUAGAUACCACACCCAGGAACUAGUGAACUCCUUCCUGAAGUAUUCUCUCCCACUGGACCGUGAAACCAUCAACAUUUGGCGGGCCAUGGGGUUAGAGAAGCUGACUGCCCCCAAGGUGCUCCAUGUGCUGCUCACCAAGCUACAGGAGCGGCCACGUUCAGCGGAAGUCACCAAGACCAAGGAGACUGAACUCUACCUGGAUUCACUAGCUGCUAUGAAUACACUCUAUGAAAUUCAGUAUUGCCGUGAAUACAAAGAGGCUGUGCAGAACUGGUACCCACAGCUCCUCCUGGGCCUCCUCACUCAGCUGCACUACAUCUUUGAGCUAGGCUUGCUUGAAUCACCAAAGAAGAAUGAGACGUCACAGGGGGCAGAACCAACGACCAGCCCUCAGAGAACCUCUCUGGAUUCUGUGAAGAGUCUUCUGUACACCAGUGGCCACUGGAAGGACUUUGCACAGUUAGAGCUACAAGGAGCCUGGGAUCUCUUCUCCAGCUUUGAUACCUACAAUCAGGGGGUGACCCUCAUUGCCAGGGCUAUGGUGCAUAAUUCCUGCAGCCAAAUCAAAGGACUCCUUUACCAGACCAUCUCCAACGUGGAGGCCAAACUGGAACGUGACAAGAAGGUGGCCAGCCUCUUUUUCACAGAGUUUCUCAACAGCCCUGUGAUACUGGAGGAACUACCUAAACAGGCCAUAUUGUCACACCUCCAUCAAGGGCUGGCUGACCCCAAUCCUUCCAUCCGAGUGAUAAGCCUGCAAGGCCUCAAGAAUGUCAUCUUUGACUCAGAGAAGGGUAACCUUCUCCGAGCCCAGCUGCCAGCCUUCCUGGAGGGUUUCUACCAUGAAAACGAGCAGGUGGUCAUCAGGGUAAUGAGCACAGUGGCUGAUGUCCUAUACUGCCUGGGGCAGCAAGGGACUGGCCACCAGUGCCAAGAGAUUGCCCUCAAUCUUCGCAAUUUCUUUGAUGAUGAUCGAGAUAAGGUCCGAGCAUCAGCCAUCUCCCUGUUUGCAGACCUAGUGAUUUCCAUGGAGGGAAAGGAUUACUACACUCUGAAGCCCCAGGUGCACCAGAGCCUGAUACCCCUUCUCAUGCACCUGAAGGAUGAGUGCCCAGCAGUUAUAACGAAAAGCAAGUUCACUUUCUACCGUUGUGCUGUGUUCUUGAACUGGAAGCUCCGCCACACACUGUUCUGUACACUGGCCUGGGAGGAAGGCCUCAGUGCCCGCCACUUUCUCUUUUCCUGUCUGAUGGAGAAUAGCGAUGAAGACUUUCAGAUCCACCUCUCGCAGGCCCUCAGAUAUCUCCACAGUCACCAUCAAAACCUCAAAAUUUCAGCUGCCUUGUUUAUAGGCUACAUCAUCUGUUAUUACCCUGAUGCUAUCUUCCAGAAAGCAAGAGAUUCUGACUUGGCCUUGUUCUAUUCCACUUUGGAAGAACUAAAGCAAGACCCGGAACAGGCCAUCAGGGACUUCGCCACAAAGCACAUCGUCUUCCUCGAUGAAGUAUCCAAAAUGAUGCACUGACCUCAUACCUUGCCUAUCCCCACGUCACCCUCCUUCUUCCUCCAUGUCUGAUGUCUCCCAUUCCUUUUGGGCACUCUCCUUAUUCCCAAAUUGUUUUUGUUUAAUUGCUCUGCUUUUUUUUUUUUGAUUUAAAAGAAAAAACUAGGUUCAAAGGAGCCUCUGACCUCUUGCUUGUCCCCCACUCUGUUCCUCUUCCCUUCCCAAUGCUCCUUUCCCUCCUAAGAAGGACAUGGUGUGGAUACCCUGCUGGACUAAGCUAAGCAAGGUGUCCUGGAAAACAGACUAGCCCAAGUUGGCUCAUUCUGCUCUGCUUCGUCCACGUGGAUGGACGUGGGCCCACUCUGAAAUGCUCUUAUACGGGGCUGUGAAUGGCCAUGCUUAAGCUGAGCUGUAGAGAUAUCUAUUCAUGAAGUCACUCUUGGUGCCUUAUGGUUCUCCUACAAAUUAAGAGUCCAGAGCCCCUUUGUAGGUAGGUGUAGGAAGGGUGCCUGCCUCCAAACUCUUGGUCCCAGUGCUUCCCAGCCAAGAACAUGGCUCCCUUUGGGCUGGAAUACCCUAGUGUACCCCCUUGCCCUCAAUGGGCUUGAAUUUAGCUUUCAGCUAGUGAGAUGGCUGCUCUCAUCCUCCCCUUUUCUCCACUAGACUCCAGGCUCAAUUACUUAAUUGCUCAACAAAUACUUAAUAAGCAGGUACCCAGGGCUAGAUGCUAGAGAUUCAAAAACAAAAGAUGAAACAGUCCCUGACCCCAAGGAGUUUACACUCUACUGGGAGAGAGAGAGGGACAUAUGACAUAUGAAAAUACAAAUCAACAAAAAGUUAUAUGAGGAGAAAGAGAAUAUCAACUGGGAGGGUCAGGAAAGGCUUCAUGUUGAAAGUAGCACCCAAGCAGAGCCUUUAAGGAAGCUAAAACUUUUAAGACAGUAGUCUACAAACAUUUUUUUUGAUUGUGCAUCCCUGUUCUUGCAUCAUAUUCUAGAGCACGUACCCUCAAUAUAUGUAUGUAUACUAAUAUCUGUAAAUUAUAUACAUGUUCAUGGUUUUAAAAGUCCAGUUUAUUUUAAUAUUUGAUUUUAAUUACUGUCAUACCUCAAAAAGAUACUUCAAAAGAUACUUAAAUUCAAAUGGAAAAAAAAUGUGUGGUUGGCUUUACUUACUAAAUCAUGAUACUCAUUUUUUUAAUCUAUUUCAUCAGUUUCACAAAAGAUCAUUGUUGGAAUUUGGCCAGCAAAUUUCCAACUUCUCGAUGUCAAUGAGUUAGUCUUGCAAACUAAUUGGAAAGUGUUAUAUUUUUAUACUAUCAACAAAUGGGUUCAUAACUCACUGAAAAUCUCCAUUUGGAAGAAAAACACACUAGAAAAUUCCAUUUGUAAGUUUUUUAAGUAUACAGAUAGACUUUAUGGGUAACACAUCAUUUUGGGCAACAAAAUCACACAACAAUAGAAACAUUUCUGAACAUCCAUUUUCAAAAUGUUAUUUCCCUUAGCAUGAGUUUCUUUCAAAAAGCAGUUGCCUUCUUAUUCAUUGUUAAAAUAUCACAUUUAUCUGAUUUACAAAGAUAUGUAGAGAACUAACACAGAUGUAUAAGACCAAAAGCCAGUUUCCAAUGGAUAAGUGGUCAAAGGGUAUGAACCAAUAAUUCCUGAAAGAACUGUGAACCAUAAAUCAUAUGUGAAAUUGCUCCAAAUCGUUGAAAAUGAGAGAAACAUACAGCAAAACAAUUCUGAGAUUUCACUUCAUACCCAUCAAAAUUGUAAAUAUGAAAGUAAUCAGUGUUGGAGGGGUUGUAGAAAAACAAGCACACUAAUUAACAGAGCCAUGAAUUGAUCCAGCCAUGCUAAAAGGAAUUGGGAAUUAUGAUAAAACAAUAACUAAAGUGUUCAUAUCCUUUGAUACAGAGACCAUACAGUUAGGCACAUAUACCAAAGAGGUCAAAGAUAGGAAAGCCUAAUAUUCACCAAAAUAUCUACAGCAACACUUUUUGCAGUAGAAAAAAAUGGGGAAAAGUAGAUGAUCAUCAUUUGGGGAAUGGCUAAAUAGAUGGUGGCAUGAUGGGUUAUUAAUACACCAGUGAAGACCACAGGGAGCCAUGGGAAGAUUUAUAUGAACUAAGACAAAGUGAAGUGAGCAGAACCAAGAAACAGAGAGAAUGACUACAACAAUGUAAAUGGAAAGAAUAACAAAACAAAAUGAAUACAGUGUGAUUAGAAUGAAGUUUAGCCUCAAAGAAAACUAAAAAUGCAUCUUCAUUCUUUGCAGAGUGUGACUAUGAAUGUCAAGUACGACAUACUGUCAGACUUGACUGAUAGAUUGGUUGGUUUUAUUGUGCUGUCUUUUUUUUUUCUCUUUUAUCCUUUGUUAUAGAGGAUGGUUCUUUGGGUGAGGGGAAAGUAUUGGGAUGUAUUGGGAAAUUAAGGUGAUGUAAAAGCAUUUUUUUUUAAAUUUAAUAUCAACUCUACCUUAAAGAGACAGUUUGAGAAUAUUUUUUUAAUAUCUGCUAGGUAUCAUGUUACUGAUCAUCGCAAAAAAUGAUUAGCAAAUUUGUGACAUUUUUCUUUUUGGAAAAAAAUAUUAAAUUCAGUAAUUCUUUCAAGUUUUUUCAGGAAAUAAAAAUAACCAGUGAACCUCUUUGUGGUGAUAAUGUUGGCAUUCAUAAUGGAGGGAGGGGAAAGAUUUUUGGAAGGGUUUGUUUUUUGUUUUUGUUUUUUUUGUUUUGGUAGCAUCUGCCAAAUACUUCAUCAUGAAAUUUUUUCCAAUACUUGAGUCUAGAAAUCUACAAAUGUUUUUGCAAUGUAUCUUAUAUUCAAAUAUACAUCCCUUACUCUUCCUAUGGCUUAUUUCACGAGUCUAGAGAUUAAGCUAAGCUUGUAGCAUUAAAAUCAAGCAUGUGAAGCAUGUGAAUCAAAUACCAAAAUGCAUCUGUGAUUCUAUCAAUUUAGCCAAUGAGCACUCAAGUAUUAAGUGCCUACUACAUUUCAGAGAAGAAAGUACAACUUUGGCAACUGAUUGGAUACAUGGGUUAAAAUUGGGGGCUGAGGAUGACAUCCACGUUGCACAUCUGGAUGACUAAAAGGAUAAUGGUAACCUUGACAAAAAUGAGAGUCUGGAUGAUGGCUGAGUUUGAUGGGAAAGAUAAUUGAGAUUUUUAGUGCAGACUAUGCUUGCCCAAUCUUGUGAUUCAUCUCACCAUGAAGACAAGAGGACCAGCCAAGGGUUUCCUAGUACAGCCACAAGAUGAAGUAGGGAAUGGAGAGUGGGUAAGUUAGGAAGGGAAAGGAUUUUGCCAGGUCCACAUGUGUAGCUACAGAGGGUACCUGGAUCAUGGUUAGGUUAAAACAGCUUAGUAUGAAAGGAGAGGUUGGAAAAACUUGCACAGCAGUGGAAAAAGACAGACUAGAGGAGUGUUUGGGGAAUAAUAGAGGAAAGGGGUGGUCGUGUUGUGUUGGAGACAAGAUUGGCGAUCAUGGGGCAGGGGAGGAUAUGACCCAGAUUCCCACCCUACAAUCAGUUGGCCUUGGAUCAUCAGCAGUCACCUCAUAGAUCUUUGAGGAUGCAUGGUCCCUGAUUUGGAGACUACUGUUCUAAAAGACUAAGCUGAGGAAAGAAUACAUUUCAGGCAUGUGGGGAUAGCCUAAUGCAGAGUCACAGAGACAGAGGAUAGGAUGCCAAGUUUCAGGAGCAGCUACUAGAUCAAGGCGGCUAGAAGACUGAGCACAUGAGGGAAACAACACAAACUAUGUCUGGGAAGGUGAGUGGGAAUCAAGAUGGUGGGUGAUAUUAAAUACCAGGCUGAUGGAUGUCUUUUUUCCUAGAAGCAAUAGGGAGCCACUGGAGAUGGUUUUAGG
Molecule: messenger RNA, 7745 nt
Organism: Phascolarctos cinereus (koala)
Lineage: Eukaryota; Metazoa; Chordata; Mammalia; Diprotodontia; Phascolarctidae
Source: RefSeq, a predicted model, not a curated record